Messenger RNA from Helicoverpa zea (corn earworm), 1758 nucleotides. RefSeq lists its product as uncharacterized. The coding region runs from base 83 to 874 and encodes 263 amino acids. Gene Ontology annotation, biological process: regulation of transcription by RNA polymerase II. The transcript is spliced from 2 exons. Gene Ontology annotation, cellular component: transcription regulator complex; nucleus. The record is from RefSeq and is a predicted model, not a curated record. Lineage: Eukaryota; Metazoa; Arthropoda; Insecta; Lepidoptera; Noctuidae.
AUAACGUCGGUAACUAGUCCGAACGCGGCGUCCAGUAAGAACGCACGUCGUUUACCUAUUGCGUUCUAAGUUUUCAUCAACAAUGCCUGUGUGGUCGAAAGAUAUGAUAAAAUUAAUCGGGCUGAUUAGAGAAAGGAGAUUUUUGUAUGACGUGACACACAAACAUUACAAAUGCCACCGUUUGACGAGAAUCGAUGCAUGGAAGGAAAUCACUCGUGAAAUGGGCUCCGGCAGUGUAAAGCUUUGGAGGACAAAGUGGAAGGGUUUAAAGGACAACUACGCGAAGCACAAGAAAGCGAACCCUCCUUACAACGAUAUCCUUUACAAGAAGUACAAAUACUGGCUCUGGGCUAAAUACAUGACGUUCCUAGACCAAUGCAGAGGUGAAGGCCGUGAAGGCGGUGAAGGCAGUAGAAACCACACGCGCAUCUUUAUUUACACAAACGAAGACCAAGAUACAACGCAACAUAACGCUGAACUCCCGGACGCCGAUGACGCAAAUUCUUCAGUAGAAGACCAAAGCGAACAAGAAACUGACAUGCUAGAGAAUAUGGACGACUCCACUGAAGUUGCAGAGACUGACAUGGUAUACAAUAAACGAAAAAGUCACCAUAUGAACGACUCAACCGAAGCUGCAGAAACUUCGAAAAGAAAAAAAAGUGAUGACAAAGACGAAAUAGAUGGUGUAGAUCAUUUUUUCUUAAGUUAUGCUCAAUCUUUCAAACAGUUACCGACUAGGAUGCAAAUAAUGCUAAAACUAGAGAUCGCCACUUUGUUCUCUAGGUACGAACAGCUAGCGGAGGACGCUGCCACACAGUCUAAGCCAAUUCCAGUUAAAUCUGAAUUUGAAUUUACUUACACAGAAGGAGAAUAGUGUAGAAAGAUUUACUUAUUUUGUCCUGAUGGACCAAUGUUACUAAAUGGUGUCAAUUUUGUAGAUAAAAUACGCAUAAAUCAACCUGUGUUUUAAUGUGAAAUUAAAGAAAUGGUACCUACCUAUAGUUUCUUUGCUUUUUUGUUUUACGAUUUUAAGUAUUAAAUUGUUGCCUCCUUGACUGACGAGCAUUCGUAUGAAAUGUAAUACCUACUCUUUUCACAAUUUUAUACAUCAGAAUGGUGUAACAAAUUGUAUCAUUAGGUAUAUAAAGUAGUAAUGUUUUAUUGGAACUCUUGUCUUUCCGACCAUCAGAAUAAUAAGGGGUAAUUAAAAUAAGUAGGCAAAAACUCUUAUCAAUUGUAUAUUUGAUAUCAAAUCUUAUUACAAUAACACAGCUUAACAAAAAUUAUUACAUUAAGUUAACGGCUCCACCCGUGUCGAACGCUGACGUUCUCAAUAUGUGAAAAUAGCCCUACGAUGUAAUAAAUAUUACUUAAAGUCAUGUACGUGCUUCGUGCGCGGUACUUUAUUAUAAAAAAAACUUAAACAAUAUGGAAAUUGGUGAGAACAUGAAUUUUUAAGUUGCUUUUACAUUUGGAACAUUAUGCACUAUUCUCAUCGGUUGUAAUAUCAUAAUUCAGUUCCUGCAUCGUUUCGAAUAAAACUAAGCAACAAUAAAUAAUCAACGAUACAGAAAAAUGUGAGUCACGAAAUCGAAAAAAACUUAUCGUCUGGCCAAUUUCAAUAUUGUCUAGUUUGCUAAUUUUACUGUGUCAUAAAACGCUUCUGUCAUUUAGCGUAAAAUGUGUUCUAAAUCAAAGUUGUAACAUUUGUGUCUCUACAAGUACAUAAAAGUUCAUUAAAACAACAUCUGACUGGGA